GAAUAGCACAGUCCAUUUCAUAACGGCGUGGUGCAGUGAUUUGGCAAUUAUUAUCGGCGAUAGUAACUUUAUUUUUAGUCCGAGUGGGUGAAAUCCUUCAAGCCCACACUGGAAGAUAAAUGAUUACGCGGCGACAACAUGCAUCAUGGUUUGAACAUCUGUUUUUUAGAAGAAAAAAAAAAUAUACAAACAUUUGGACAAAGGAUAUCGAUCGCAGAUGACUAGAGCUCACGAGGGGAAAACCCUUUAUGUCGAUGAAUUUCGAUUGGGAUUAUAAUGUUUACUGAAUCAGUUUUGAAUGUGAUCUGGUGAAACGGAAAGUGAGUUUUAGUCAAUUUGAUCAGCGUAGCUUAGUACACCGUUACACUGAAUUGAUACGUCAACAGGUUCCUUAUGAACUGAGGUAGUGUAUCCAUUUUAAAGCCAUGAAACCAGCACAUACACAAUUCCGGGACCAAGUCAGUACGUUGGUCAACUGGUUUUCGAAUUGGAAUGAGUGUGAACAGACGAUUGCUCUCUACACUUUACUGAAGAGGAUUUCGAAUACUCAAGCAAGGUUUUUGUCACUUAUACUAGAGCACACAUUUCGAGAUGACCCAGUGGAAAUCCAGUUCCUUCAAAAGCAAGCUAAUGACAAAGUGCAUGCAGCUGCUUUCUCUUGCUCUUGUACAUCCUGCUUUUCCCCCAGAGGAGAGGAACUCACUGCUCUGUUGGCUAAGUCACCUGGAGAAAACCAUGGGUAUAAAGGAGAGACAAAACUCAGGACCAGGCAGACUACAGACUACAGAUAGCGGAGAACACUGCGACAACCUUGUGAGGCAAAACUACAUGAGCGGACGCAUGAAUGGUUGGCGCAAUCAGCAGCUUGUCCAUCGGGACUCCGGCAUYGGUGCCUCAUUUGAUAUGCAGUCGUAUGGUAGCUAUGGCAGCAUGGGGUCAUCAAUGUCUUCGAUGAUGCGCAAAAGUCGCUCAAACUCACUCACACCGCCACCAACUGUCGAUGAACAGGACUCKAUUAUGGAUGAUUAUCAUGAUUGUCUUCAAGUUGAAAUCCGCCCGGGCAGGUCCCAGUCUUUCCCAGUCGAUCCUCAUCAUCUUAAUCAYCAGCUGUCUCCCCAGUCUUCUACUGAAAGUGAGCAGGACGAUUCCUUUCUGUAUCAAAGAGCUAGUAGUGUUAACGAAGAAGCUAAACCAGGAAUGAAAGAUGUCCCUGCRUGGCUUAAGAGCUUACGACUGCACAAAUAUGGCAGUUUAUUUGCUCAGCUGUCUUAYGAAGAGAUGCUGGAUCUGGAUGAUAAACACCUUGAUAGCAAAGGUGUCACAAAAGGAGCGAGGAAUAAGAUAUUGUUGAGCAUAAAAAAAUUGAAAGAAAGGGGAGAUACACUCCAGCAACUUGAGAAGGAUGUUCUACAGACUAAUAAGCUGCAGAAUGUACUCUCAGAAUUGAAGCUUAUUGUUAAUACUCCUAUAAAACCUUUCAACCCACCCCCUGGUAUCCCUACCACAAUAGCUGAUGGGAACAACGCAACAGGUGUGGCUGCUGGAGCGGCCAUGGAACAACCAGGGGCUGUUAAUGUACCUCCUCAUCCCGAUGACUUACCCGCAUGGAUUACAAGAGUUAUGGGUAAAGCUUGUACCCAGAUCCUGGUGUCUAGAGCUGAUGAGGAACAUUGUAAUCUAUGCCUUCAUCUGCUGGACAGAACUCUUAUGUCUGAGGCAUUCACUCCAAAUCAAAAGCGCCGGCUUCAUUCUUGGAAACAACAAUGCCAAAGGUUGGCCAGACAGCAACAGUUUGCAAGAAGGCCAAGUUCUCAAGAAAAGUCAAGGGGGUGGUACUACCCAUACCUAUCUAACGCUCCUAUUGAUCCUGUCAAUAGCCUGUGCCCCCCUGCUGGACCAGGGGGACCGUCAAAGCGUCAGCGAGGAUCACCUCGUAACAUGACUAAGAGUGCAUCUGCUGGUCAGAGAAGUAACAGUACAGAAACUCAACCAAGUUCUGGAAAGGCCAGAUUGGUAAGAUCGCAUGCCAUUGUUGGCAGGACCAAGUCAUUACCAAUYAGGACUACUGUUUCUCAAGGUUCACUACAGCAACAAAAUUCAGCAGACAUGGAUGGAAUAGAUAACAGUCUUGAGUCACUAUGUCUUAGGAUGACAGAGCAAGCUCUAUCAGAUAGUUCCGGUGACAGAACAUAAAGGAUUGAUAUUAAACAAAGUAUGUGCGGUGAAUGUAACAAAGUUGCAUUUGUUGUUGUGAGUUGUAGUCCUAAGAAUAAUAUUAUUUUGUCACUGUGUUGUAUACAAAGACAAGUUUAGCUGUCUUUCAAAUCCCAGGAGAUUUAUAGCGGACAAAAAAACAAAAAUAAAUUUAUAGCUUGUUCUGUUGUGUUUAUUAUAAAAGAAAGAAAAAAAUAUUUCUAGUACAUAACACCUAAGAACCAAGUCAGUCAAGGUCAUUAUGAGCUGCCAACAUGCAAAGUGUACA
Messenger RNA from Exaiptasia diaphana, 2482 nucleotides. Its product is annotated as protein Smaug homolog 1. NCBI's taxonomy places the organism in Eukaryota, Metazoa, Cnidaria, Anthozoa, Actiniaria, Aiptasiidae. Gene Ontology annotation, biological process: nuclear-transcribed mRNA poly(A) tail shortening; negative regulation of translation; regulation of mRNA stability. Gene Ontology annotation, cellular component: P-body. Gene Ontology annotation, molecular function: mRNA binding; translation repressor activity; protein binding. The record is from RefSeq and is a predicted model, not a curated record.